Molecule: messenger RNA, 824 nt
Organism: Blepharisma stoltei
Lineage: Eukaryota; Ciliophora; Heterotrichea; Heterotrichida; Blepharismidae
Source: the annotation of a GenBank genome assembly
AUGAUAGCUGCGAUUAAGUAUCUCUGGAACCAUCCUAUGGGCCUUAAAACAACUCAUUUUUGGGGCCCAGCAUUUAAUUGGGGCUUUGUAAUUGCUGGGAUACUUGAUAUAGAUACACAAAUAAAAUUGCAACGACAUCGGCAAGUCCUCUCUCAGACCUAUUUCGAGUUUGGGAACCUUGCUGCUGCCUGAAACCAAACUGAGCAGGAAAUGAGUCUGCAGGUACUAGAAUUUGCGCUCUGAUUGGGGUUGCCUCCCUCAUCCGGCAAUGAAGACUUUGCGUCUUCCCGAUGGGUAUUUGGGAGAAAAGGCUUUUUACCCCCUAGAGACCACUGAUGCCGACGACGAAGGCAUAGUUGGUACCGAUACUAGCUUGAGAGCUUAUCCCUAGCUGAAACUCUAGUCACUUAAGUAGCAGGCCAAGUCUCAAACCUGCAUAUUCCGAGGUUCGGAGACAGCACUAAGAAUUGGCUGAAAGCCAAAGGAGAGCUAUCUCUGGUGAAAGUGCUGGCAUGCCCAGGGUUAUUCGCUAGCAGCUGAACGAGUCUUCUAUUAAGACUCAUGCCGGAUGAGAUGUCAAAGAGGAAGAGCCAUAAUCUAUAAUUAAUGGUAAAGCGAAUGUCCUUGAUAUGAAUAAGCCGCCUGAAAAAAUAUCGAGAAAUAUGACUCUUGCUUUAGUGAUUUAUUCUAGUCUGUUUGCGCGUUUUGCUUGAAUGAUCACUCCGAGGAAUUAUUUUCUCUUGACAUGCCAUUUGACAAACAUUACCGUUCAACUGAAUUUACUACGGCAAAAAUACCGAUAUGUUCCCAAGGUAUCUUUAUAA